AUGAAUAUUUAUUCUGAGAGAGCUAUUAAAUGGAUGAAGGUUUUAGGUUAUCUCCCAUCCGAUGGUAUUAAUUAAUUCUUGGGUGAGAUGGAACAUAAAUACAAUUAAUAUAUAAUGGAUAUCACAAAGUCUGAUGAGAUGCUUAUUUUUGAAUAAUUAAGCAAGUAUACUUUGGAUAAUUAAGCAUAAACCAAACAAUAGUUUGAAGAAUAAAAAAUAAAAACUGUUUCAUCAUAUAUGAACAUUGAAUAAUAUUAAAAAAAUGAGCAGGUUUACAGAAUGAUUGAAAUAGAUAAUAAGUAAAUAAUUCAAUAAUUUUUAGUCGGAUUUUGUCAAAAUGUGAAUUUUUAAAUAAUUCUUGUAAUUACAAGAUCGAAUAAUUAUUCUAUACUGAUAAUGAUUUUUAUAAAUAAAACUAUAAUGGUGUUUAAAACUCAACAAAAUUAGAUUUAUUAAAAAGAAUUCUGUACAUUUAUUCUCUAUUACAUCCUAAUAUUGGAUACAUUGUAUAAAAUUUUAAUAUUUUAUUUAGUCAGGAAUGAAUUAUAUAUUAGCCCCAAUCAUUAAGGUAAUUUAAAAAGAAGCAGAUUGUUAUUUCUGUUUUGAACUAGUGAUGGAAAAAUAAAAACAUUUGUUUUUAUAACCAGAUAAUGAAAAAGGGCUAUAGGCCAUAAUGAAUAGAUUUGAUGAAUUGAUUAAUAAUUAAGAAUCCUAAAUUUUUAAGCAUAUUAAUUAAUUAGGAUUUGUUCCAUCCCAUUUUUUUGUCGGAUUGUUCAUAACUUUGUUUACUUCAUAUUUAGAUAUCGAAAUAGUAAUUGAAUUAUGGGAUAAUAUGUUGGCACAAGAAUAUUAAGACUACUAAUUUAAAAUUAUUUUAGAAAUGUUGAGAGUAUUAAGAGAUAAGAUUUUAAAAUCAAAUAUCAAUUAAUUCCUAGAAUUAAUAACAUUAAAAAAUGAGAAUUAGGUGAAUAUAAUAAAAUCAAUUUUAAAUAAAUGA
Paramecium pentaurelia is the source of this 997-nucleotide messenger RNA. Lineage: Eukaryota; Ciliophora; Oligohymenophorea; Peniculida; Parameciidae. The record is from the annotation of a GenBank genome assembly.